AUGGAAAAUGUAACCAAGGACAGUGGAAUGUACGAGAUAGUGCAGUCCGUGACUUGUGCUGCCCCCACACAAGGAAACCAAUACUUGUUUGUACUGACAGCUAUAAACAUUCUACUCGCCAUUACAGCCGCUUUGGGUAAUAUUUUGGUCUUUUUUGCUCUGAGGAGAAUUUCAUCUCUUCAGCCCGCAUCCAGAAUCCUGUUACGAAGUCUGAUUAUUAGUGAUUUUUGUGUUGGUGUUUGUGUUCAACCUUUGUACGCCAUUCAGUUGUUGUCGAUGGCACAGCAACGAUUGCAACUUUGCUACGCACUUGUAAGCAUUAAUGAAAUCGUUGGGACAACUCUUAGCGGAGUGUCGUUGUGUACUUUAACUGCUAUAAGUUUGGACAGACUUCUUGCUCUUUGUAUGGGAUUAAGUUACAAGCAUGUCAUAACAUUGAGGCGAACACGCAGAAUGAUCAUAAUCCUUUGGUUUUUCAACAUUUUGUUCUCCAAUCUGAGACGGUUUUGGAGGUACGUUUUAAUUUCCAAUGUGAUGUCUUCUUUAAUAUACUGCACUUUAUCCAUCUCUGCUUUAUCUUACUUAACCAUUUACUUAAAACUACGCAAACAUCGUGAGCAGGUGCAACGGAGUGUGCAUCAACGCCAACCGAACGAACAAGGAAGAGCUUUCAACAUUUCCAAAUACAGAAAAACUGUAUACACAGCGCUGUGCGUACAACUUGCCCUUGUGGUGUGUUACUUUCCUUAUGGAAUAGUUGUCGCUUUGGCACACACGCGAGGUUACAACUCAUCGUAUAAUUUUACUGUUCGUCUAACAAUUUCUCUUGUGUUGCUUAAUUCAUCAUUGAAUCCCAUUCUGUAUUGCUGGAGAAUACAUGGAGUAAAACAAGUAGUAAAAGCCAUGAUUAGAAGCCUAGGACUUUUAUUCAACUAGAAUGCGCACUGGGCUUUUGCAAUCGUUAUGAUGUCUGAGUAUCUUAUCCUUUCAAAACCUUGCUUCCAGCAGCAGUAGGUAAAAGUGUGAAAUAUGUUUUGCAUUAGUCGAUUUCCACAAACUUUCACCUUCGAACUGCAUUCUCCAGAGAGAAACAUGAGAUUAUGACGCAAGUCUUUUGACUACACCUUUUCAACUUAAUUUGAGCGAUGCGUCCGCCAUUAAAAAACUCCCGCAUUUAAAGAGAAAGUUGGAAAAGGAGUUCGCUGUAUUCUAUGGUGGAUAUACAACACGCUUGUAACAUAAAACUGACUGGACAAAAAUAAAUCACAAUACAAUGAAUAUUUUGGGCCGGUUAUUUACACGAAAUUUUACCCAAACCACGGUUUUACGCAUUCAGUGGGCCUCAGGCUUUCAUUAAAAGAGGGUUGAUCUAAUAAAAAUAAAUGUCUUACCAUUGUUAGCUUUUGGCCUUUUUGACACUGUUCACUAAUAUAAAAGUUUAG
Messenger RNA from Pocillopora meandrina, 1442 nucleotides. Lineage: Eukaryota; Metazoa; Cnidaria; Anthozoa; Scleractinia; Pocilloporidae. The record is from the annotation of a GenBank genome assembly.